This is a messenger RNA of Chara braunii, 2337 nucleotides long. NCBI's taxonomy places the organism in Eukaryota, Viridiplantae, Streptophyta, Charophyceae, Charales, Characeae. The record is from the annotation of a GenBank genome assembly.
GAGAGAGAGAGAGAGAGAGAGAGAGAGAGAGAGAGAGAGAGAGAGAGAGAGAGAGAGAGAGAGAGAGAGAGAGAGAGAGAGAUGUCGUCAUCCGUGGGUGUGGCAACAUCGGGGGAGACGUCUCCUCUGACAGUGGAUACGAAUGGUGGAGAUUCGUCGGCAAGCAGCUUUGAUGUCGGGAUGCUGAUUCAGCAGCAGGCCCUCCACAAGGUUCACGUGGCCACACUGGAGUCGCAGUUGUCUCGAGCGAUGCAAGAGCGAAAGGCGGCCGAGGCUGCGCAUGCUGUCAGCAUUCAGAGGUUGGAAGAUGAGAUCCGACGGUUGGAGCAUCAAGCCGAGGAAGAGAUCGCCGAGCUGAGCCGCCGCCAGGAGGAGGUUGAGAAGCAAGGCCUUGCAGCUCGCGAUCAGCUUCGUCUUGUUAAGACCGAGCUGACGUCAACCCCUUUCACCAUAUCCGAGAAGCAGUACGAAGAUCUGCUGGCGAUGGCGGAAGAUCAACGGUCUCUGCGCGAGCAGGUCAUGGUGGUCGUCUUUGAGAGAACCAACAAGCUGAAGCUGGACUGCCAGCAGCUCUCCGACGCUCGGGAAUCGGCUGUGGAGGAGUUGGGCAAAGCUGCAGCGGAGCUGCAGCGCGUUCGAAGAGAGUUGCAGAGAAAGGAAGGCAUGCACGAGCUGGAGCGGAGAGAAGCCGAACAGGACUUGUUGGCUAUGGCAGCCCGAGGAGAAAGAUUGGAGAAGGAGCUGAACGAUUGCAUGGUGCAGGUGGAAGUCCUGAGUGCCAAAGGCGCGCUCUUCGACGAGAUGAAGGAGAAAGCGGACACCUUGCAGUCGGAGAAGAACUCCAUAGCCAGCGAGAAAGCGGCUAUGGCGGCAACCGUCCAGGCGAUCACCGAAGAACGGGACCAGGCGUUGUUAUCGCUCAAGGAGAGGGAGCAUACGAUCGAGCUGCUGAACUUGGACAAAACUUACCUCCAGAGCGAGAUUCAGAAUCAGUCCGAGCAGGCAAGGAAGCUAGAGGAGGAGGGAGAGAGAGUGAGAGAGAAGCUGCGCGAGCUCAAGAAAAGUAAACAGGAGUUGAUGGAUAAGCUCCUCCUCGGGGAGAAGCAAGACGGUCACUCUGUGCGAGAACAGAGGCUUCUGGCCGACAUAGCCAGACUGGAGGGGAGGGCGAAGAAAGACUUGGAAGCGGUCCGCAAAGAGAGCACGCAAUUGGCAGAGAGAGAGAUUCAAACGCUCAAGGAGCUGCACUCUAUGGCUGUUCUCGACGUAGAGCGCUUGCAGAUGGAAUUGAGGGAAGCGAAGACGUCGUACGAUCAGAUGUUUCUGAAGUACCGUGAACUGCAGUCCACGGUAGACAGCCAGCUAGGCGACCUGCGAGCGGAGAUCAAGAUGAAAGGGUUUGAGCUGGAGCAUCUCCGUGCGGUUAAUGGGGAAUCGACGGUGGUGUUGAAGCAGACGAAGCUGCAGAACGAAAUGCUGCAUGCGAAAGUGAAGGUGCUGACGGAGAACUACCACGCACUAGAUGCAGAGAAGAGCAAACUGGUGGCAGAGUUGCAGGCCGACGUGCAUGUGCUCAGAGAGAGAGUCCGAGAGUACGACGGAUUGGAGAAGGAUAUAGAUGAAGCAAUUGCUUAUUCUGGCGGAGGGGGAGGGGUAGGAGGAGGAGGAGGAGGAGGAGGAGGAGGAGGGGGUGGUGGUGGAGGGGGAUUCGCUGUGGAAGAGCUUGCAUAUCUUGGUAGAGGAGGGGGUGGAGGGGUAGGUGGUGGUACUCCCACAUUGACCUCACUAAGACGACGGAUACAGUACUCGCUACAGCUGGUGAAGGAGUGUGCAGGGCUGCGCAAGCAAGUCGAGGAGCUGGAACUUAGACUGCAGCGAGAUCAGAUGGAGAAGAAGGAGCUUGAUCGGGAACUGGCUAUGGCGAGACAAAGGCUGCAGCUUGCGGAUCAGCCUCAGACGUACCUCCUCUCGGCGGUUCAGCAGGCCGAAGAAGAAGUCAGUAAGGCUCGACAAGAAGGGACAAUGCUGCGGGAACAAUUGGCGAGGGUGAAUGCAGAGAGAGAGCACGUGCAAAGAUUGUUCGAGGAGAUGCGUCGGGAUAUGCAGCAGCUCCUUCAGGAGAGAAGAUCUCUCGAAGAACUGCAUCAAUUACUCUCUCGAACGGAAUUAAAGAAGAACGCUCCCUCGCCUUCUUCUUCUUCUCCUCCUCCUCCUCCUGCUGCUGCAGCUGCCGUUCCCGCAGUGAAUGCUAGCUAGCUAACCCUGAAACGAACGACUGUUUUUAUUUUUAUACUGACUCUUAUUAUAUCUUUGCUUUCCACUUUUGGAAUCACAGUA